AUGCUCUCCAAACUCACCUCCCUCGCCCUCCUCGCCGCCGCCACCGCCUCUGCAGCAGCCCUCCCCACCACCACACCAUGGACCUGGCAAGUCACCUCCUUCAGCUCCGUCUGCACCGCCGCAACCUGCCGCUACUCCUUCAACGUAUCCGCGCCCGCCGGUCCAUCCGGCCAACCCGCUUUUGACGCCAACUUCUGCUCCGGCACCAGUGUGCAAGGCGGCUUCAAAUCCUGUGCCGUCGUCGGCGUCGAUGUCCCCGGUGAUGUGCAGACGCAGGAGUUUAACCAGGGACGCGAUAUCGGUGCUAUUAUUAGUGUCGAGUAUUCUUUUACGCAGGGUGAGGUUACGUAUACGUAUACGGGAAAUAAUUCUGUUGCUCAUACGGAGUUGGGGCCUGCGGUUGAUUUUACGAUUAUUCCGACUGAGGUUACGGCUGUGGCUUGA
Bipolaris oryzae ATCC 44560 is the source of this 444-nucleotide messenger RNA. RefSeq lists its product as uncharacterized. Lineage: Eukaryota; Fungi; Ascomycota; Dothideomycetes; Pleosporales; Pleosporaceae. The transcript has 2 exons. The coding region runs from base 1 to 444 and encodes 147 amino acids. The record is from RefSeq and is a predicted model, not a curated record.